GAAGAUGAAAGUUACAUCUUUGCUUGUGAAUAUAACAAUCCUACACCCACUUUACUGCUUCCUUUUCUUUCAUUGGAUAUGAAAGCUAUCCUCAUUUCCCUAUGGCCAUUCCUCUUUCUUUAUCCCUCCACCCUUCAAACCCUCAGCAAAACCCCACCUCCGCCGUUCCUCCGGCCACCACCCUCAGCUUUCCGGCGUCUACAUCCUUGAAUUCCAAAUCCAAGAGGCAUUUCAUCCUCAAAUCAGCUUCACUCUGCCUAAUUUCUUUGUUUCCAAAAUGCCCAGUUGUUCAAUCUUCUGAAAAUUCUCCAACUUCGAAACCAGGCCUUCCUGGUAUAGCAAACACCAAGUCUUGGUUUCAGUUCUAUGGCGAUGGGUUUUCCAUUCGGGUGCCUCCUCAGUUUGAAGACCUCACGGAGCCUGAGGAUUAUAGUGCUGGACUCUCUCUUUAUGGAGAUAAGGCUAAAACGAAAACAUUUGCAGCACGGUUCGGGUCUCCUGAUGGCUCUGAAGUUCUAAGUGUUGUCACUCGUCCAACGAAUCAACUUAAGAUCACCUUUCUAGAGGCAAAAGAUAUUACCGAUAUAGGUUCCUUGAGGGAGGCUGCAAAAAUCUUUGUUCCAGGUGGUUCAACUUUAUUUUCCGCCCGGACGUUUAAAAUUAAGGAAGAUGAAGGUUUCAGGACUUACUACUUCUACGAGUUUGGGAAGGACGAACAACACGUUGCAUUGGUAGCAACUGUUAAUAGUGGACAGGUGUUUGUUGCUGGAGCAACUGCACCAUUGUCCAAAUGGGAUGAAGAUGGCAUAAAACUCCGUUCUGCUGCUAUAUCUCUAACAGUGCUAUAAUCAAUUGUGGAUAAAGUUCAUUUCAUUAGCUUAGUGGAACCGUGCAGUACCAGACACGAGAUAGAUCUUCCAAAGAACAAGGCUUUUUUCGAAUAAGCCAAUUCAUUUGGGAUCUUCCACCCUUUUUCCUAUUCAAAGAUCAACCUUUUGUCUGUUUUCACAUCGAGAAAGUUUUGCUCUUUCCUAUGCAAAUACUGAGAUGAUCUUUGAAUGUUCACCUUGGUCUUCAGAUUGUUUCAACUUAAUUUUUGAGAGUUAUUUGAUUGUGUUUGAUCCUUCAAUCUUUUUGAUGAACAGGAGGCAGAUUGUGGUGAGUUUCCUAUUUAGCAAACAGAACUCUAGCUGAAGAUAAAUUUUAGAUUGUGUAUAGAGAUUCCCACACUUCUUUUUUGGUGGUUGUCGUAAGAAUUGCUGAGUGGUACUUGGUUCAUGUGGCUUUUCAUUUCAUCAUUCCCUUUGUUUUAACAUGAUUAUUGUCAAACUAGAACUUGAGAUUAUUGGAAGCGGCAAUCGGUCUCAAUGAGACUAUCACUCAUUGAAUGUACGGUUCAACUCAUCUUUUCCUUU
This is a messenger RNA of Benincasa hispida (wax gourd), 1415 nucleotides long. Its product is annotated as tagatose-6-phosphate ketose/aldose isomerase, putative (Mog1/PsbP/DUF1795-like photosystem II reaction center PsbP family protein). Gene Ontology annotation, cellular component: chloroplast. The record is from RefSeq and is a predicted model, not a curated record. NCBI's taxonomy places the organism in Eukaryota, Viridiplantae, Streptophyta, Magnoliopsida, Cucurbitales, Cucurbitaceae.